AACAUAUGUUCAUGCAUUGCAGUCUACUGUAGAUAUAUUACACUUUGACAAACCAUAGUACACAAAAUCUGCAAAUACAAAUGAACAUGCUAGCGGGCCCUAACCACUCUGGUGUGUACACGGUCAGUAUCAAUCCCUCAGUGGCUUCACAUGUCCUGAGUCAGUCCGGUACAGUACCUGUCUCACAGCUUGGUAUUAUUACCCAGCCCAACCAACAGCAAGGCCAGAGACGCAUCCCACAAAUAAUGCAAACCGGGCAAGUUGUUAAUCUUGCCCCAGCACGAACUCCACAGAUUGUAAAGCCCUAUACAUGCAGACACUGCCAGAAAACCUUAAGCUCAAGGUACAAUGUUGUUCGUCAUGAGAAAAUCUGCAAGUCCAACACAGCUGCCCAAAUGCAACAAGAACAACCCCAACCUCAAGUGCCUCAACAACAACAACAACAACAGCAGCCGCAACAAACACAACAACAACAACUUGAAGGGAAAACCACAUUUCAAUGCUACUUUUGCCACAAAACUGGCUUCACCAGCCAAGAGAGCCUUACCAAGCAUCAGAAGAAAUGCAAGAACAACCCUGCCAACCACGUCCAGCGUGAUCGCCAUGAACACGGACGACGCGUGCAUAUUUGUAAAUACUGUGCCAAAGAGUUUAGCACCAAGUGGAAUGUGAUCAGACACGAGCGACUUUUCCACAGCCCCAAUGACCCCGUGAUUGUCCCUCAUUCAGUAGCAAAUGGAAUGGCAGUUACUGUGGCUGCUGCUGCUCCUGUUGGCAAACCAGAAAGAUAUUGUCGUUUCUGUGGAAACUACUUCAGCUCAAAGUACAAUGCGAUACGACAUGAGAAAAUCUGCACCAGGGUAAAUGAAAACCCUUCAACCCAGGAUCCCCCUGCCUCUGCUCAAAAACCAAUACAGGUAACCACCAACCCCAUUACUGCACAACCCAUGGCUCUUACUCUCCCUACAACACAACAACAUCCCAGUAAUCAACAACAACUAUUACAACAACAACUCUCACAACAAACACAACAGAUUCAACAACAACAACCUCAAAGCAACAUUCAAACCCAUCAACAAACAAGCUUACAAAAUCAACAACAACAACAACAACAGCAACAAAGACAACAAAUUAUACCACAACAGACCAUGGUACUUAUCGAGCCGCCAACCACCCCCUAUCAUGUAUGCAAAUAUUGUAACAAGCAGUUAUCAACAAGAUGCGAUCCGAUAGGAAUCACCAACACUGGCUUACAGAAUGGACAAACUGUGGCAACUGUAACAGGGCAACACAUGCAGCUUCCUAUAUGUUCCUCAACCACACCAUUAGGACUUGUAACGCCUGUCAUGGCCUCUUUACCACAAGUUGCAUUUGUACAACCGCCUCUGCAGCAACUUCAUCAAACCCAACCAAUGGUUCAACAUCAACAACCACAACAACAACAAAACCAUCUUCAACCAGAGAAGCUACAGGGCAACAACCAAAACCAUCAACAUCAAAUCAACAUUCAACACCUAAAUUUACAACAACAACCGAGAAUUCAACAACAACAACAGCAACAACAUUUAAGGCAGCAGCUACAACCUGCUCAGCAACAACAACAACAACAACAACAUCAUCAACAACAAGAACCCACGCAGGCUGGACAACACACAGAUCGCCCGCAUGGUUGUAAAUAUUGCGAGAAACAUUUCGCAACAAAGUGGUAUCUUGAUCAACAUGAGAAGAUACAUACAGGGGAGGCAGAUAUGUGCAAGCAGUGCGGAAAAUACUUCGUUACAAGGUGGCAUUUGGAUAAACACAUGCGGGUACAUAUGUCUGGGGGAUCUACUUCAUCAAAACGCUUAAAAAAAGAGGCGCAAUCGACCACUACGACGGCAAUGACCACUGAUAGUGAUAACACAUUAGUCCAACAUGUACCUGCAAUUGAGUUCCAGCAACAGAUUUUAGUUGAACCACCGGCAACUUCUAUCAGACAAAUCAUUUCAUCGGCCGCGACUGUUACAGUGAGCGCUGACCCAGAACGGGGGCCCCCAUCCACCCAUGUUGUGUCAGCGAGCUACCCCCACCCCACGGACAACACCCAGGUUUUUCUACAAACAAUAAACCAACAACAAAUCAGUCAAGAAUCUGCUGGAGUGAGCGGCUCACGAGAAAACACAGAACAGCAACAACAACAGACAAACCAAGAUAAAAACCAGCAACAACAACAUACACACCAGAUGUCUAUUUCUUAUGCUUAAUUGUACAACAAAAAACUAUGGUGCAUAUUAGACAUACACAUGUACAUAAUAAAUGAUUAGUGUAUAUGAAAUUAGCACGAUGCUACAUAGAUAACUAACCAAUUAUCUGUAUUAUUAUUGGCCAGUUUCUUAAAUAGAAACCAUUUUUAUCAUCGCAUUUUUAGAAUGAAUAAGUACAAUACUGUUUUCGGACAGGUCGAUUUUAUUGUAAAAUGAUUUGUUCCAUUUAUAUUAGGGUGUUUAAUUGUUCAUGAAGUCAAUGGUGGACUUUUAAAUUAAACAUAUCAUGAGACUUGA
Messenger RNA from Ciona intestinalis (vase tunicate), 2540 nucleotides. The record is from RefSeq and is a predicted model, not a curated record. Lineage: Eukaryota; Metazoa; Chordata; Ascidiacea; Phlebobranchia; Cionidae.